AUGGUAUAAAUAAAUGGAAAAUGUUAAUUAUCAUUCUUAAACCCACAAUCUUAAAGUUGUAUUAAACCAUAUUAUUUUGAUUCAUAAAAAAAUUGUAAAUUAUGUGAUAUUGAGUAUUGUAAAUAUUGUUUUGAAUAUUCAACUAAUGAUUUAAAUAAAUGUACAUUAUAUUACAAUUUUAUUUAAUUUGAUAAGGAUGAAUUUCAUAAAAUAGGUUGUGCUCUUUGUGAAAAUGGAUUUAUAUUUGAUUUUAAUAAAGGUAAAUGUCUAUACAAUAAACCAUCUAUUUAGAAUUGUAUAAGAUCUUAUUUAAACUUAGAUAAUAUGGAAAUUUGUACAUUAUCUUAAAUUGAUGAUUUUUAAAUUGCUCCUGAGAUUAAUAAUUGUUUUAAUUAUAUUGAGAAUUGUAAAUAAUGUAUUUAAACUCCAUAUAAAGAAAUUAAAUGUAUUUUGUGUGAAGAUGGUUAUACUGCUUCAAUUCAAACAGGAUUAUGUUAUUAAUGUUCUAUUGUAAAUGUUAAAACUUGUAUAGAAGGAUAAUUUGAUUUAUAAGAUGGUUGGAUACAAUUAGUUUAAAGCUUUCUAAUGCAAUUUCGAAAUAACUAUUUUUAUCCCACAACUUAAAAUAUCAAUAAAAUUUCUGAGUUACCUAUUGAAUGUUAAGAUGGAUUUUAAAUUAUUUCAAAAUUUAAUUGCAUUUAAUACUGUGAUCCAAGUUGUUUAUCAUGCAUAGAAUAAAAUAGAUAAUUCCAUUGUAAUUAAUGUCCUUUAAACUAUUAUAAAUAAUCUAUUAAAUCUUCUGAAAAUGGACAAUGUAUUAAAUGCUCUUAAUUAUGUUUGGUUUGUUAAUCAAGAACAAAUGAAGAAAUUAAUGUAAAAAUAUUUUAUAUACACUAGAAAAUAAAUCCUAAAUUUGUAAUAAAUAAUUCAAAUUAGUUUUACACUCAUAAAUGCUUGGCAAAAAUAUAAGAUAAAAAUAUUGCUAUAGAUCCUUAUACAAAUAUAGCUAAUUAUUGUUAUAAUUCUUAAUGCUCUGAUAAUUUAGUUGUUAAUGUAUUGAAAAUUAUUAAAUAUUAAGGUUGAUGUAAUAUGUAGCAAAUUAGUUUAGUAAUUUAAUGAGAGAUAUCCUGAAAAUUAUGAAAAAAAAGUUAAUAUUAAGUAUUGUAAUGAAUUUGGAGUAAAAAAGAUUGUUAUCAAAUUAAAUUUUCACAUUAUUUAAAUGGAAAAAUGUGCACCAUUUACAAAUAUUUUCUAGAUUCGCAACUAAUUUAAAUAGAAAAUAUUUUCCCUUUAAUAAGCACAUCUAUAAAUUAAUGGAAACUAACAUCAAGAAAAUAAAUUCAUAGGAAUAUUAGAAAUUUAUAAUUAUGAUACAGUAGAAAUAAAUUAAAUGUAGUUUGUUAAUGAGAACCCUGCUUAUUUUUAAUUAAGUAAUGAUGAUAAACCUGUAGAUUUAGUUAUAAUGAACACUCUAUUUUAAACUAAUUUUUAAAUACAAGAAACAUAUUAAAUUAAAUUAAACUAAUAUCACAAACUUAUCCUUAAAAAUGUGACAUUUAAUUAAAUUAAUAUAGUAAAUUAAUCUCUUAUUAAUUGUUCUUAGUUUGAUUCUAAUAGUGAAAUAUUUAUAGAAAAUUUACUAAUUCACAAUUCCCAAUUUAUCAAUAGUUAUUUAUUAAGUAAUAUUAAUUUUCAUAAUAAAAUAACUAUUAAAUAUUUUUAAAUGAUCAAAUGUUAAAUUAUAAAUAGUAAUAUUUUUUAAUUUAACACCAAUUUUACAACUUAAGUUGAUAUAAUUAAAAUGCAUAUUGAAUAAUGCUAUUUCACAAAAUCAACUUUUAUAAAUAUUAAAGGAAAUUUGUAAAUCAAUUUUAUCAAAACAGAAUUUUAUAAAAAUAGAUUUUAAAAUUCAUCUAUUUUUCAUGUUAACUAAAGAUUAUAAUUCUCUUAAACCUCAUUGAAAUAAAAUGAUUUUAUUAAUUCUAUAUUUAUUCUUAUUGAUCAAACAUAAGAAGAAAAAUCUUUAAUAGAAGUAAGUGAUUUUUUUAUAGAAUAUAAUACAUUUUCUAAUUCAAUAUUAUUGGAAUUAGAUGUUAAAGAGAAUUAAGCAGAAAUAUAUUUUACUAAUUUUUAUCUAGUUGGAAAUAUGAGAUCAAAUGAAGAAACAAUACAAAAGAGUUUAUUUUAUUUACAUUCGAUAUUUUUUAGGCUUUAAAAUUGUUCGAUUUAAAAACAAAAUUCCUUAAGUAAUUUUUAAUUAUUUGAAGUAAAUAGUAUACAAAUUUACAAUGUAACAUUAUCUUACUUUAUAUAAACUACUAUACUUCCUUUGAGAUAAAAUUGCACAGAUAAUAUUGAAAAAAACCAGUUGCUCUUAAUAUAAGGAUUUUAAAAUAUUGAGAUGAGAUUAAUUAGAAUAGAAAAUUAAACGAGCAUUGAUAAAUCAUUUAUUUAGAUUUUAACUAAUGUCUUAUAAUUUUAAAAUACUAUUUAAACUAUAUAUAUUGAGAAUGUGAUAUUUUUUGGAAAUAUAAUCUAAAAAUUUACUUAAGGGGAAUUAAUAUCUUUAUUAUCGAUAUAUUCAGAAAAGAAUUAAACAAUCACCUUUAAAAAUUUAUAUUUUAGGGAAAACUUUUAUAAUCAAGUUCCUGAUGAUGCUUCCUCUAACUCUGCAGGUCUUAUUUAUGUAAAUUCUUAGCAUAGUCUAGUAAAUUUUCAAAAUAUUUCUUGUUAUUAAAAUGGUUUAAUAAAUUCAACAAGCUCCUUUAUUUUUAUAAGUUCCACAAAAAUUGAUAUAGCUAAUAUAUCUAUUAAAAAUCAUAAUAUUUUAUCGCCUGAUAUUUGGAGAAAAUAUUGUUAAAUAGAAUUAUAAAGCAAUCUAGAAGAGAAUGAAAUUAAUAUAUUUUUUCAAUCGAUAUUCUAAAUAAAAAAUAAAGGAGGGGGACUGUAAAUUAUGACAAAAAAUUUACACAUUACAUAAGGAUACUUUGAAGAUAUACUUUCCUAAAGUAGCCAAGUUAUUGAUAUUAUUACUUAAGAAUCUGGUAUAAUUAAACUUGAAUAAAUAAAGAUUUAAUCAAUACAAACCAUAUAAAAUUCUGAUUCCCAAGGAUGUAUAAGUAUAUAUUCUAAGAAUAGCUUAUUAAAUUUUUAGCUAAUUAAUACAAGCUUUUCAAGAGUUCAUAAUAGAUUAAACUCUGCUAUUCUUACAAUUACUCCAUCAUUGACUUCAAAUUUUAUUAAGAUCUAAAAUGUUAAAUUGAAGGAUUGUAUCUCUUUAACAAAUCAAUUUUUUAAAAUUGAUUUUUCAUAUACAAAAUCAGACUUAUAUAAAGUUAUAAUAAAAAAUCUAACAAUAAUUUAAAAUGAUUAAGCUUGGAUUCAAUAUUUUUAUAUAAUCCAAUAAAUCAGCUCAGUUGAGAUAGAUAAGAUUACUAAUGAUAAUGCAGUUAUUAAUUUAUAUGGGUGUCAUCUUAUUAUUGAUGGAUUGAAUAUAGAAGGAACAUU
Paramecium primaurelia is the source of this 3507-nucleotide messenger RNA. NCBI's taxonomy places the organism in Eukaryota, Ciliophora, Oligohymenophorea, Peniculida, Parameciidae. The record is from the annotation of a GenBank genome assembly.